Electrophorus electricus (electric eel) is the source of this 4406-nucleotide messenger RNA. The record is from RefSeq and is a predicted model, not a curated record. Lineage: Eukaryota; Metazoa; Chordata; Actinopteri; Gymnotiformes; Gymnotidae.
AUGUGUUCAACGAACAGUUUCCCUAGUAUGGCGAAAAUUGGUGGUUUUGACCCGCUCAUCGCAGCCAUCCCCGCCACGAAAGUUGAAAUCACGGUUUCGUGCAGAAACCUGCUGGACAGAGAUACAUUCUCCAAAUCUGAUCCAAUUUGUGUGCUGUACACUCAAACAGUGACAACCAGGGAAUGGACAGAAUUUGGGAGAACAGAGGUCAUCAAUAACACUCUGAACCCUGACUUUGUGCGAAAAUUCAUCCUUGAUUAUUUCUUUGAGGAGAGGCAGAACCUGCGCUUUAACCUGUAUGACCUGGACUCAAAGAGCGAAAACCUGUCCAAACAUGACUUCUUGGGCCAGAUGUAUUGUACCCUGGGGGAGGUGGUGGGCUCUCCAGGUAGUCGCAUGGAGAGACCUCUCAUGGGAAUUCCUGGUAAAAGCUGUGGGACCAUCGUUGUUAAAGCAGACGAACUUGGAAAUUGCCGGGAAUCAGUAUUGCUGCAGUUUUGUGGAAACAAAUUGGACAAGAAGGAUUUCUUCGGCAAGUCAGACCCAUUCCUUAUCUUUUACCGCAGCAAUGAAGAUGGAACGUACACCAUUUGCCAUAAAACUGAAGUGGUGAAGAACACUCUGGACCCUGUGUGGCAGGCCUUCAAAAUCUCAGCUAGAGCCCUGUGCAAUGGUGACUAUGACAGAGCAAUAAAGAUUGAGGUGUAUGACUGGGACAGAGAUGGGGGUCAUGACUACAUUGGAGAGUUCAAGACCAGCUACAGGGAACUGUCCAAAGGCCAGGUUCAGUUCAACAUGUGGGAGGUGCUGAACAUGAAGAAAAAGAAGAAGAAGAAGAAAUAUCUAAAUUCAGGAACCGUGACACUGUUGUCAUGCCUCAUAGAUGUUGAAGUGACUUUUUUGGACUAUAUCAAAGGAGGUACUCAGAUUAAUUUCACGGUGGCAAUCGAUUUUACUGCAUCCAAUGGCAACCCGUCACAACCUACCUCUCUCCACUACAUGAACCCAUACCAACUUAAUUCCUAUGCCAUGGCACUGAGAGCAGUGGGGGAGAUCAUUCAGGACUAUGACAGUGAUAAAAUGUUCCCUGCACUGGGAUUUGGAGCCAAGCUGCCCCCUGAUGGCAGAGUAUCACACGAGUUUGCCCUGAAUGGGAAUCCAGACAACCCAUACUGUACUGGCAUCGAAGGAGUACUGGAUGCAUACUACCAGAGUCUGAAGAGCGUACGUCUCUAUGGUCCCACAUAUUUCUCACCCGUCAUUAACCAUGUAGCCAGAUAUGCCUCUUUAGUGAAGGAUGGCUCAGAGUACUUCAUUCUCCUCAUCAUUUCAGAUGGCGUCAUCUCUGACAUGGCUCAGACCAAGGAAUCCAUUGUAAAUGCAUCCUGUCUUCCAAUGUCAGUAAUAAUAGUAGGAGUUGGGUCAGCUGAAUUUGAUGAAAUGAUUGAAUUGGAUGGGGAUGAAGUCAGGGUCUCAUCCAGAGGAAGAUUUGCAGAGAGAGAUAUUGUACAGUUUGUACCGUUCCGAGACUACAUUGACCCUAGGGGGAACCACAUUCUUAGCAUGGCCCGCUUGGCCAAGGAGGUCCUGGCUGAAAUCCCGGACCAGUUUCUGCAUUACAUGAGAACCAGAGGCAUCAAGCCGAACCCGACAGCUCCUUCUCACUCCUCCAAACCACAGUCAACAGUAGCACACUCAGCACAUCCACUGCAGACCCAGAUCUAAGUAAGAUCAUGAGAGCUCUUGUUCAUACACUUCACUCUCUGUCUGCAUCAUAAAUGGUCCACUGGGGUUAUGCAUUGAGGUUUCUACAUUCUGUGUCAUACAGUAGCUGUGUCUGAAGGAGAUGGCAGGGUUUUGCUUGACUUCAGUCUGUAGCUGGCAGUGCUCUUCAGUGGACUCAUACAGGUAUUAAUGUUGCUGGUCGGGAAAUUUUCAGAACUUUCAAAAUUUUAAACUGAAUGAUUAGAAUGUUUUUCAUGCAUAUCCAAUUGAGUGAUAUCCAUCCUCAUUAUAUACUUUUUUUUCUGUCUACAUGCUAAAGUGUGAGCUUUCUUCAUCUACACAAGAAGAUAGUUUUGUACCUCAGAUAUUAAUUAUUAAAGCUCUGUAAUGUUCAACAACAAUGGGUUGUGUAACAACAGCAGACAGAGCAGGUCUCUAAGAUGCAGAGUACAGCAAAGAUGUUUGACCUAUGAAACAUUUCAGAUUGUUUUAGCCUGCUGCCUCAUUGUGAUUCUUUCCAAGUUUUACAGGGGCUAAAACAAGCCAUAUUCUUAAAUACUAAUCUGAAGCUGCUUGCACAUCUGUAUGUACAAGAAGUACAAGUCUUACAAACACAAAUACUGCUGUCUACAUGUACAUAUCUACAGUUGCUUUCACACACUAACAACAAAUCAACAAAUUAAUGAUUUAAUGAUAUUCAGGUUUGUUUGUUUUUUUGUUUUUUUUACUGUAGCUACAGCAGCAUUUCAUUACAUGCACUUUUGAAGUAGAUUAUUUGAAAUACUUACACAUUUACAAUGAGAUCCAUAUGUAAGAGGAGCUUUUGAACGAGAACCUAGUAAGACACAGAGUACUGCACUUGUCAGUGAAAUCAGGAAGCACUGGCGUAUAAAUGAAGCAUAACUGGUAAACUUCUUCGCUUGCUCUUUCUUUUUUCAUAAGUAUCAUUUGGUUUGUUGUUCAUCAUUCACAUAUAUUAGAACAUUUUGCACAGAUACUAUGCUUAUCCCAUGAGUUCACUAAAAUGGAAAUUAGAGCAUGUCAGUGUGUUUUUAAGAAAAUGGGAAAAUAAAGGACAGUUUUGCAAGAGGUCUAGAGAACUACAUUAAAUCAUAUUUGCAUUGUUUAGACAGUUUUGGACCGCUGGAAUCUGCUCCAGCAACCUUUAACCCAUGUAAAGCCAUGAAACACUGGACUUCAUUUAUUUAGCAUGACAGGAUAUCACCUUAACUUUCAUCCACUCAUGCUGAAACACAUACAUUAUAAAACAUACAUGAAGUAUGCAUGAAAGUUUAAAACACAAUGUACUGGAAUUGGAUUAUUUCCUGUUCUGUCAUCAAGCUUGUUCUUUGCAAAGUCCAGUGGACAAAACUGUACAUUAUAACUGAAUGAAUUCUGAAUUAAUGCAAUGCCAACAUUUACCAUGUGGCUGUUCUAAUUACUUAGACCAAAAUUAUUAAUGUGCUUUCUUUGACUAAGAAAACCUACUAGCUGGCUCUCACAGAUGCAUAAGGUACAACUAUGUAUAUGAAGUGAAAAGAGAAUUUAAGGCAGAACUGCGAUAAGGCAAUCCAUAUAUAACAAAGUAAUAAAAACAAAAAUGGUAAUAGAUUUAGUAGUGACCAUAGUAUUUAGUGUCCAUAUUUUCUUACAGAUGUGGACUAUUACAUGAGAGGAUGUGGCUAUUUAUUUGAUCACUCGUAGUAGACCGUGUAGAAUGUUUUCUGAGGUAAGAAGAAAUGUUCUUUGCUGAUAAUUGUAGCUUUGUUAAAUACAGCAUAGCAAUUGUUAGUUUGACACUGUUGAUGAUUUGAAUUAGUUAAGUUCAGCACUGUAUGUUCUCCCUACUCCUGAAAUUAAUACAAAGUGUAUUGUCAUACUUUUGUUCCCUGAGCACAAAACAGUAGUCUGACCUCUUUUUAUUCGGUCAUUUCAUAGGCUACAACACUAUAUUUACCUUUUAAAUAUGAAUUUGAUGGUUAUUCAAUGUAAUAAUUGUAAAUAGGAUAUAUUCUGAAAAUCUCAAACAGCUGUUGUUCACUUCUUUUCAUUAUAGAGAUUUGAUUAGUAUUAUCUGCAUCAUGUUUGCAUGUGCAAGUUUUUGAAAAGUAAUAUACCUUUUUGAAUAGUAAUGGAUUUUGCCUUAAUAUAUCACUCUAUUGAUGGAUUAAUUAUAUGCCUUUACUUUAGGUUUAAGUGUUUGUUCUUUUAACAACCUUUUGCUCCAAGAUGUGAUUUACUUGUAUAAGAUCUUAUAAUAUGUAAAGAAUUUCUAAACUGUGAGUAAAAGUAAUUCACUUGGGUGCAUGCUGGGGGUAUUACAAAAGUACACUACAGAACAAACCUUAAUAGCUGAUAAUAAAUCUUUUAAAUAUUUUUAUAUGAAUAUUGUUGCAUGAUCCAAGAAGAAUAACACUUGCCAGUGUCUACAACCAUGACUGGCUGUACAAUAUAUAAAUGUGCUCGACGUAUUUAGAUAAAUGUUACAGAUUUUAUAAUUAUUUAUAUCUGUUGUAAAGUACGAAAAACUAGUAGCCUAUAUUUGUAAAUAUUUUGUCACUGACCAGAGAAUCAUAAAAUGAGGUCAACAUAAGACUAUAAAUUGUUCUCAUAUGAAACUUCAAUGUCAAUUUAAAUCACAUUAUGAAAUGUAAUUUUUAAAUAAACUGUAUUAUUUACAA